Molecule: messenger RNA, 605 nt
Organism: Wasmannia auropunctata (little fire ant)
Lineage: Eukaryota; Metazoa; Arthropoda; Insecta; Hymenoptera; Formicidae
Gene: RpL26
Product: 60S ribosomal protein L26
Exons: 4
Coding region: 113-559 (148 amino acids)
Biological process (GO): cytoplasmic translation; ribosomal large subunit biogenesis
Cellular component (GO): cytosolic large ribosomal subunit; ribosome
Molecular function (GO): RNA binding; structural constituent of ribosome
Source: RefSeq, a predicted model, not a curated record
CACUGCCGCGCGCGUUGCGGCAUCCGUGCGGCGCGCGCAUCUCACCGCGUUUCGUCUAGUGUUAUUCUUCCGGUUGGGGCCGUCGCGUUGAACUGUUGUCGAGUCCACGAGGAUGAAGUACAAUCAUCUGGUAUCCUCCUCGCGCAGGAAGAACAGAAAGAGGCACUUCACAGCGCCUUCUCACAUCAGACGGCGGCUCAUGUCCGCGCCGCUGUCCAAGGAAUUGCGACAAAAGUACAAUGUGCGGUCGAUGCCGAUCCGCAAGGACGACGAAGUACAGGUAGUACGUGGCCACUACAAGGGUCAACAAGUAGGAAAAGUCGUCCAAGUGUAUAGGAAAAAGUUCGUCAUAUACAUUGAACGAAUUCAACGCGAGAAGGCGAACAGCGCCAAUGUCUAUGUCGGCAUUGACCCCUCUAAGACGGUUAUCGUUAAGUUAAAGAUGGACAAGGACCGUAAAAAGAUUAUCGAUAGGCGAAGUAAGGGCAGACUGGCUGCGCUGGGUAAGGACAAGGGCAAAUAUACAGAAGAUGUUACGGCCGCCAUGGAAACGUCAUAAUUUUGAUAUAUUUUGCGUUUGUCACAAUAAAAUAUGAAAAACAGAA